Molecule: messenger RNA, 1425 nt
Organism: Penicillium taxi
Lineage: Eukaryota; Fungi; Ascomycota; Eurotiomycetes; Eurotiales; Aspergillaceae
Product: MFS general substrate transporter
Exons: 10
Coding region: 1-1425 (474 amino acids)
Biological process (GO): transmembrane transport
Cellular component (GO): membrane
Molecular function (GO): transmembrane transporter activity
Source: RefSeq, a predicted model, not a curated record
AUGGCGUCCAUAUACCGAAAUGAACCGGAUGAGUCGAUUCAGAAAAGUGCCUCUGCUUUUAGAAAAUGGCUGCGUGUUUUCGCGUGGUAUCCAUCAAGUUAUUCUAAGAAGGAAAGACGUCUGUUGAUCAAGUUGGACCUGUUUGUUCUGCUUUAUUGCUGCAUGAACUUCUUUACCAAAUACCUCGACCAGACUAAUGUCACCAAUGCGUAUGUCAGCGGUAUGAAAGAGGAUUUGAAUAUGCAAGGGGACGAGCUCAACCUUUUCACAACAUUUUAUGUCAUUGGCUAUGUCAUAUCCCAAGUUCCGGGCGUGCUUCUCCUGACAAGAAAUGCCGCACCCUACGUCCUCCCAGUCUGCGAGCUUGUCUGGGCUAUUUUGACAUUGUGUCAAUCCCGAGUCACCAAGGUGCAGCACAUGUACGCUAUUCGCUUUCUGAUCGGAUUCGCUGAAGGCCCUACAUUCCCUGGUAUCCAUUUUAUUCUGGGCUCGUGGUACAAGAAAGAGGAGAUACAUAAGCGUGCUGGCAUUUACUUCGUCAGUAGUUGUCUCGGUACUAUGACAGCUGGAUAUCUACAGUCGGCGGCAUAUAAACACUUGUCGGGUGUUAAUGGAUAUAAAGGCUGGCAGUGGCAAUUCCUUAUUGAUGGAAUUUUUACACUUCCAAUCGCAGUGGCAGGCCUUCUUCUAUUCCCUGGUAUCCCAUCGAACCCUAAGAAAUUUUAUUUCACGGAAGAAAUUGAUCCACAGGAGUAUGCCUUGAGUUCUUCCAGAUUGGAGAGAAAAGAUGAGAAGAAGCCUAAUGCCACCAAGAUUGAAUGGGCGCUCUUAAAGCGUGUAUUUCUGCGCUGGCACUGGUGGUUCUUCGUUAUUCUGUGGAGUGUGCCACAGAUCAACAACCUACCAACCAUUACGACUGGCAUAACUUUGAUCUCUGGAUUCCUCGGUGCAUCUAUGAUCGACAUCUUCCCAAAAGAGCCAAUUGUUCUUACUAUACAGCUCCUCAUGCUCUUCAGCAAUAUCUGCCUCUCCGUCUGGAACAUCCCAGAUGGACUCCGUUUCUUCUGCUAUUUCAUCACUGGCAUUGGUGGCCCCAUAUCUCCCAUCUUCAACUCUUGGGCCAAUGACGUCUGUCGAAACGAUGCUGAAGAGCGAGCCGUCGUACUCGCUAGUAUGAAUACAAUUGGCUACAGCUUCCUGGCUUGGGUUCCGCUCCUCAUUUGGCCCACCACACUAGCUCCAAAGUAUCGUGUUGGUUUCAUUACUAAUAAUGUCUUCGUCGUGCUUGCGGCUAUCACUUUUAUCAUUGGAACUAUUCUUGACAGGAAGGAGAAAAAGAAGCAGCGACUUUCGGCAAGAGAUUCAGAUGAUGAAGAUCAGACAAUUGCGGUUGUUUCACCUGACGUUAAAGGUCAGACUGCCUAG